Molecule: messenger RNA, 786 nt
Organism: Zygosaccharomyces rouxii
Lineage: Eukaryota; Fungi; Ascomycota; Saccharomycetes; Saccharomycetales; Saccharomycetaceae
Gene: PET54
Product: Pet54p
Exons: 1
Coding region: 1-786 (261 amino acids)
Source: RefSeq, a predicted model, not a curated record
AUGGCUUCCAAGGAUGCUUUGAAACGGGUACUAUCCCAUUUGAAAGAGGGUAAGAUAUUGGGUAUAGCAAAUUCGUGGAACGAAAAGAGUUCUGCAUCGAUAUGGAGACCCGAUGUGAUAAAAUCUACAGCAUUAAAAUAUAGAAGUUAUAAUCCAUCACUGACAAGGGAUGAUUUCAAAAAUUUAGAACCGAAUGUCCUCUUUAAUUCAAAACCAAUAAACGGCACAGAUUUUGAACUUAUCAAAUGUCGAGAUCCAAAAUUCUUUCAGUUUAAAGAUCAAUACGUUCUUCUAUUUGAAAACCAUGAUUCUAUGGUGAAAUAUAUGCAGAACACUAGCUCCAGUAGAAUUAAUCAUGUUAGAGUUAAAUUUACUCCGCUACGAAUGGGUGAUAUGAUUGGUAUUAACUAUAUGAAUUAUGUGCAUAAUCUAUUGGCGGCAUACGAUUCAUCAGAAACUUAUUUUGAUAUGAUAAAGAGGAAAAGGGAACCGAUUGGUGAUAUAGAUUUACAAGAUUUGACACAAAUUGCACAACCUUUUGAAGAAAAAUCUGCGCUUAUAUGGGAUUUACCCCUAGAGACUAAACCGAUUCAUGUGAUGGAUAGAUUUUGGUUUUACGAUAUCAAGCACUGUUUCAAGUUGUAUUGGGAUCAUACUACUGGCCGUACGCUUUACUAUGUGGCUUUUAAUGAGGCCCAGGACUGUACGAAGUUUAGACGAAAUCUACACGGUUGUAAACUAGAUGAUUUGCCCAGAAAGCUACUCAUACAUCAAUUGAAAGGGUAA